CUCGAGCGCGGCGACGCCGACCUCUCCGGCUUGCCGGGGAGGGCGGCGGGUGCGCACGGCGGCGGGGGCCCCGACGUCCCGUCUGCGCAGGGCCACACGCAGAUCUUUGGCGAGACGGCCGAGGCGCUGGCCCGGAUGUAUGGGCUGGAGAUGGUUGAGCCCGAGUAUUUCUUCACGCAGAGGAGUUGGGAUGAGCACGUCCGCGGGCUCGAGAGGGAGCGGCAGGGCAAGGGCGUCGGGUCGUGGAGUGCGGACGAAUAUCUGCCGCAGGGCACCGUCGGGGCUAUUGCGCUGGACGAGGACGGGGUCGUCUGCUGUGCCACGAGUACCGGCGGCAUGACGAACAAGCUUACGGGGCGCAUCGGCGACACACCGGUUGUCGGGGCGGGUUUCUGGGCCGAGGAGUGGGACGAAGAUGGUGACCCGACGGGCACUUCGAGGAGGGGGUGUGGCGCCGGGAGCACCGCGUGGGACAGGAUUGAGCAGGUCGCCAGGCGGGCGGGACCGGUCGUCGCGCUCUCGGAGAGUCUGAAAGGCCUCAUGACAGAUUGCUGGCCCACGCCCUUCGCCUACGCACCAAUGCUCGAGCAGCCAAGGCCGGAUCUGGUGGCGACGAGAUCGUUGGCGGUUUCGGGGACCGGUAAUGGCGACUCCUUCCUACGGAUCGCAGCGGCCCGUACGGUGGGCUCAAUCGCACGUUUUGCCACUGUUCCCAGUGGAGUCGCGCUGUCAAGGGUUGCCGGUCCUUCUGGCGACCUCCAGAAGAGUGCGGGGGAUCGAUGGGGCAGGACGGGGGAGGGCGAGGGCGGCAUGAUCGGGAUUGAAUGCGCCGUUGUGAGAGACGGCAACGGGCAUUGGGUCGAGACCAGAAGCGAGAUCCUCCAGGACUUCAACUGCGGGGGAAUGUUUCGAGCCUGGAUUGAUGACGAAGGCGAGCCCCAUGUUAGGAUAUGGCGGGAGGAGUGAUGUCUGUAGGCGUGAUGAGGUUCAGCCAUUUCUUUGCAGUGCCUGCAAGAGUUAGACAUAGACAAGCCGAAAAGCGACAUGCAAAGCCUCGAG
Molecule: messenger RNA, 1059 nt
Organism: Phialemonium atrogriseum
Lineage: Eukaryota; Fungi; Ascomycota; Sordariomycetes; Cephalothecales; Cephalothecaceae
Product: nucleophile aminohydrolase
Exons: 1
Coding region: 136-966 (276 amino acids)
Cellular component (GO): cytoplasm
Molecular function (GO): beta-aspartyl-peptidase activity; asparaginase activity
Source: RefSeq, a predicted model, not a curated record